AUGCGCGGGGAGCGCCGCGCGCCGGGCGGCCCUGCCCACACCCAGGAGACCACGCCCCUCGGUCUGCCCCCGCCUAUGCUUGAGAGGACACGCCCACUUGCGGGGAGUGUGCCCCAGGCCUGCGCGCCCGCGCGCCCCCCGCAGGCCGAGCGAGAUACUGCAGCACUCGUCCAGCGCGGCCCCCGAGCUGGGGCCCACACAAGCCCGUGGGCUGGCAGCACUCCCAGCAGCUGCGGGACAACUUCUCAGAGGAAUGAGGCCCAUGUCAGCACCUCAUCCAGCUGUCCCCGGGCACCCCGGCCUGGCAGCCCCCGCCAUGCCACGAGCACUCCCGUGCCUGUGCCCCAGAAGGCGACGUGGCCCCGUGAGCUGAGAGACGGCGUCACUCCUUCGGCCUCAGCGGUCAUUCACCGAGGCGUCCGUGACUCCACGGGAGGCGCCGGGAGUAGCCUCCGCCUCCGCGGGACCACCCAGGACCGCCCCGCCGGACGACCUCCACGCCCCCACCCCCUGGGUCACGCCCGGAAGGCCCUGGGCCCCCGCGUCCGGCCACGCCAUCCGCCGGGCGGCCCCAGGGAGUCUACGGCUAGGGUCAGUCCAGGCCCCGCCCAGCGCUCCCGCCCCCCUCGGCUGUCCCGGCUCCUGAGACCGCGCCCCCGCCGCGCUUUCCAAGCUUGUACCAGGACAGGGCGGGGCACUUGGGAUCAUCCCGCUCCAAGCCGUGGCCCCUGGGCGUGUUACCUGGACGUGCGUGGCGCGCAGACUCUGAGCGCGCCGGCCUGCGGGCGGGGAGCCCGGGAUUUGAGGUUAGACUGCCGAGCCGACCCUCCUCUGGGCCGCAGGCUGGCAGCAGCUGACCCCGGCGCCUCUCGGCUGAGGGUGAGACGUCGGGGCUCAAGACCGGCUGGUGGGGGGAGGCUCUUGAAGACCCGGCUCCUUGCGGAGCCAGCUGCUAGAGGCUGGGAGACUGGACCCCGAGCCACGCACCCACGGAGGAAGCAGGAUCGGUGCACCCACCGAUCCCAGUCUCUGGUCCCCUUUUCCUUCCCGCUCCUCCUAGAAAGGGACCUGCGGCGUUGGGGGGCGGAUCGGACCGGCGGGUGCACCGCUGGGGAUCCGGUCCUCCGCUGCUGAGCGCGCCGGGCCCCACGUGGUGUGGCGCCGGGCGGGGCGCGCGGGGGCGCAGCGGGAAUCUCGGCGCUUUCUUUAAGGUGGGGGGAGGGGGAGGGGGUGG
Messenger RNA from Rhinolophus ferrumequinum (greater horseshoe bat), 1234 nucleotides. Its product is annotated as translation initiation factor IF-2-like. Lineage: Eukaryota; Metazoa; Chordata; Mammalia; Chiroptera; Rhinolophidae. The transcript has 5 exons. Bases 1 to 1134 code for a protein of 377 amino acids. The record is from RefSeq and is a predicted model, not a curated record.